CAAAUAGUUCAGACCUAAACCCACUCCCGCUGGUAACGAGUAUUUGAGCAUACGAUCACCAUCUUCCCAUCGUCAUCGAUGCACCAUCACGACACCAUCGUCCAGAUCGUUGCCACCGUCUUCUAGUUCGUCGCCACUACACAAUCACGCCACCGCACAAUCACACUCCCGCACUCCAGGUCGUAAUCUCCUUACGCCAUCGUCGGUGCUGUAUUUUUUAACGUCGUCAUCUCCUUAGUCCAACUCUUGUAUAGUAAGUUAAGUUUUCAAUUUCUGCUGCUAACUUUCUACUCCUACUCUUAAUGUAUUCUAUUAGAACCAUUUAGUCUUAUGUAAUGGAUUAAUAUUGUGAAAAAUUCGAUACCGAUUAAUGCACUUUGAAAUGCUUAGUUGUUGAAUCAAUCGUUAUCCUGUUGUAAUAUUUAUUAGAUUUAUGUGUAAUGUGAAGAAUUGAAAUAGAUGAAAGUAAUCAAUCUGUUUAACAUAAGAUUUACGUUCUACCUUAAGAUCAGAUAACUACCUUAAGCAUAUAAAGAUUAUAACAUGGAUUAAUCAGAAAAAUAUGUAGAAAAAUAGAACAUCCUCACAUGGAGAACUGAAAUCUAUAAGGAGCUCUGAUUUCUUGAAUCACGCUCCAUUUUCAACUUUUAUAUAUCUAUAAGGAGCUAUAUAUCACAUUUUUUUUCACUGGUUUUGGUGGCCUCAUUGUCUCUUUCCUUGAAUUUGCUGCAACUUUUAUAUAUGUAUAUAACAUGUACUUAUUUGUUGUGGUUUUAUAGCAGGAUGGGUAGGCGUAAAAGGUUAUGCAUCACCUCAAUUGAUAUCCAUAUUGAUAGUGAAAUUAAUGAUCAAAGUUUUGAGCUUUCUGCAACUGAAGGAGAUCAAUCAGGUCAUCCACAAACUAGUGAAGGAGGCCAGUCUACUACUAAAGAACACAACUCUACUAAAAGAGGUCAAUCAGCAACAAAAGGUAUUAAAAGCAUCACAAGACCAGUAGCAGUUCCUGCAUAAAAGAAGAAUGUAGAAAUUUUAGAUUUUUAGACAACGGGAGGAUUCUAUACCAAAUCCCACAUUGAUCAUGAUGUUGUGAGAUGCUUGUAAAAAAGGAGAUGUAUAUUGAAAAAUGGCACAAGCUGUGAAUGCACAUAAUGAGUGUAAAAAGCUCCAUCUUUGCCCUUUACGUAUAGGCUUUGUUUAGCAAACCUGAUAGGGGCAGCAUGAGUUCCGUAAAUUGUUAUGAAAUUAUGAUGUAAUUAUUUAUUGCUUCUUGAUUGUUGUAAGCAGAAACAUAGUAGAGAACGAAACACAAGUAGCAAUUUAUGAUUUUUUUUAAAUACUUGAUUAUUAUUAAAUUCUAAGAACAAUUCAUUGCGUGU
Molecule: messenger RNA, 1376 nt
Organism: Lactuca virosa
Lineage: Eukaryota; Viridiplantae; Streptophyta; Magnoliopsida; Asterales; Asteraceae
Source: the annotation of a GenBank genome assembly